UUUUGAAUUGCAUAUUCUCGAUGUCCAGCACCUUGGAGUCAGCGCAUAAUUUAAACUUCAUAUAUGAAUGAUCAACCUGUUAAAUCUGCGUUUUCUCGUAUAUCCCUAUUGGUGUUGAAUGGUUGUUGAUUCUCCAGUUGGCAGCGAGCAGGCAAUGACGCAACACGUGCAGCACCUGAAAGCACCGGAAUUGCUCGGCCUCUUCGACCAAACGACUUUCGCUCCCAUGGCGGAUUGAUGCCCACGCAAAGGCCUUAUCCUGCUAUUUCAAUGAUAUCCGCAAUCAUCUACAGGCUCGUGUCUGCAUGAGAACAUGAGGACGGCCGUCCUCUUUGGCCGUUUCUGUCUGAACCGUGGAAGUUCACAGCUGCUAUCCCGCUUCACUCCGCCGUCUCGAUUACGCUUCGCUCGCCCGCCAUCAUGGCCGCAAAGACCUUGGAAAGGGUCUCGGGGAAGGAUACCCGUCGGAGGAACGCUGCUAGUUGCAGCGCUGACUCCUGGGGCAUUUUUAGACAUGGUAGAAGGUGGUGAUGGGCAUGAUAAAACUGGUGAGAUGCAGAUGCUCGAGGCAUCGCGCCGGGAGAUCCAGAAAAGUGUCGCGGAGGAUGCACAAGGGGCAUCCAAACUUCGUCAGUCGCUAUAUGUCUUUUGGUACUACUAUGUUUACGACCCAAUAACUACGGGCUUCAGGUUCGUUCACCUGGCGAUUAUCUUCUUACCGGUCAUUUUUACGGUUCCGGCUGUAUGGUUCGGGAGGCGAAUCGAAAAUCGCAACGGAGAGCGAACAGGGACAUUGUGGUGGUAUAGUUUUCUGGUCAGAUCAAUGGAACGUGCGGGCCCCGCGUUUAUAAAACUCGGACAAUGGGCAGCAUCACGAACCGAUAUUUUCCCCCCUCAGUUAUGCAAUACUCUGUCCUCACUACAUUCAAAUGCUCCGGCUCAUCCAUUGCACGAGACCGAGAAGACUAUAAUCAAGGCUUUUGGUGGAAUACCGUUUGAUGACAUCUUCGAAGAAUUCCAAGAAAAGCCGCUUGGAGUGGGCGCGAUUGCACAGGUCUACAAGGCGAAGUUGAAAGCAAAUCUGGCCGUGACUGAUGAGAAUGAUCUUGCGCUUGAACCUCAGAGCUUGAGGCACAAAGUACGGAAGAAUGUCGAUGUGUUAGUCAAGAGUUCACCUCAGCGGGUUCCUUCGUCCUACGUGGCUGUCAAGGUGCUUCACCCAAAUGUUGAACGUGUUAUCCACAGAGACCUGAAGAUUAUGUCCUUCUUCGCCUCCUUGAUAAAUGCGAUUCCGACUAUGCACUGGUUGUCGUUGCCGGAUGAGGUUCAUCAAUUUGGAGAGAUGAUGAAGCUCCAGCUAGAUCUGCGAAUCGAAGGAACUAACCUUGUGGUCUUCCGCGAAAAAUUCAAGUCACGUACGACGGCUUGGUUUCCUUACCCAUACCUAGAUUAUAGCACCCGCGAGGUGCUUGUCGAGGAAUUCGCGCAGGGUAUCCCUUUGUCAACCUUCAUGGAGAUGGGAGGGGGUGUCUACCAGCAAGAGAUAGCGAACGAAGGACUGGAUGCAUUCCUGCACAUGUUACUAAUCGACAACUUUGUUCAUGCCGAUUUACAUCCUGGUAAUAUCAUGGUCCGCUUCUAUCAGCCUAGUGAGCUGGAUUUGUCUCUUCGAAAGCACACCCGCGCAUCUGAGGCCCCCACUAGGGCAGAGGUCGAUGUCACAGAAACUAUACUUGCACGACUAAGACCCCAUCUCAGAGAUCGGGAGGGUUGGACAAAUGCCCUCAAUCAAAUGAACGCCGAGGGAUAUCGUCCACAGCUCAUCUUUAUUGACACCGGCUUGGUGACUCAACUCAAUGAAACAAACAGGACAAAUUUCAUCGAUUUAUUCCGCUCCGUUGCAGAAUUCGAUGGAUAUAGAGCGGGUCAGCUCAUGGUCGAGCGAUGUCGUCAACCCGAAGCAGUCAUUGAUCCAGAAAUUUUUGCUCUAAAGAUGCAGCAUCUGGUCUUGAGUAUCAAGUCACGCACGUUCGCCCUGGGAAAUAUCAAGAUUGGUGAUAUUCUCAGCGAAGUUUUAGCCAUGGUUCGGGGUUACCACGUUCGUCUCGAAGGUGAUUUUGUAAACGUGGUGAUCUCCAUCCUCCUGUUGGAAGGCAUUGGGCGCAAUCUGGACCCAGAUUUGGACCUAUUCAAGAGCGCCUUACCUAUUCUGCGACAACUUGGGUCUGGCACUACAUUCCUGCAGUCUGUUCGUUCAGGUGAUACUUCCAUGCUCCGCGUUUGGGUCGGGCUUGAAGCGCGUGGCCUACUUCAGGCCAGCAUUGAAAGUGAUCUUCUUUAUAUUCAUUGAUGUAUAUAAACACACACACACACACACACACACUAACACUAUAUUGAGUACAUGCGGCUCAUACAGUAAUUUGAAAUAUCAGAUGAAUCAGUGUACGAAUCAGAGGAAAGCAAAUCUAUAAAGAAUCUAGAUGUUGAAUACAACAUAGCGUAUGGUUAUAAUACAAUAGAAAUUAGGUACUACUUCAUAUCCUUUAUACCAUUCCUCUGACGGGCGAUACACUCUUCUCUCUACGAGGCUUGAUUGUAUUUGUGUAGAACGUUACUACCAUAGA
This is a messenger RNA of Aspergillus wentii DTO 134E9, 2624 nucleotides long. RefSeq names its product ABC1 kinase family protein. Lineage: Eukaryota; Fungi; Ascomycota; Eurotiomycetes; Eurotiales; Aspergillaceae. Gene Ontology annotation, cellular component: mitochondrion. The coding region runs from base 314 to 2350 and encodes 678 amino acids. The record is from RefSeq and is a predicted model, not a curated record. The transcript is spliced from 5 exons.